AAAACACUCGCCAGUCUGUUGUUACGACGUGUGUAACGCUAAAGUGUCAUUUUGCGGUAGUGAGUACGAACGCACUCUUUUGUUCAGCUUCGGAAUGGCCGCUGUUUUUCACAGUGUUUUCUUUUUUUCCUCGCCUAAUAUUCAAUACGGGAACAGCGCUUAGACACUGUGUUGCAGUUAGUCGUCAGCUCGUGUGCCUUCAGUGGCUGCUCUGCAGGGAUUCAGGGUGCCUCCACCGGCUGCGCUCCUCGGGUGUCUGCUGCCCGAUUGCGCUCAGCUGGCUGCAGCAGAGGUUUCCCCUCUCGGUCGGACUCACGGCGGAUGGGUCGGUCCGCGUCCAACAACCGUUUUGCUCGGGCCUACACACACAGUUAGCUGUGUUUGAGAGAAAGCUAACCGCCGGGUGUGAAUAAAUGUGCUAGAAGAGAAGCCCACACCCUUUGCAACGCCUGAUAGCAAAUCUUCGAGGGAUUAAAAAAAACCUUGAUGACCUUUGCAGCCUGAAAGAACCUCUAUCCUGGGAUUGUAUGCAGUUCAAACACUUAAGCAUGUGGCCCAUGGAUGCCACAAUCCAGCUACUUCAAAGGAUUUUUUUUCCCAUGGCAUUUUAACAAAGGAACAAAGUAUCAAAAGUAUCCAAAAAAACCUUUGGAUCACAAGGCCUUUAUUUCAAGGAUAAUCAUAAAUGUGUGGGCCUUCACAGGGAUGUUUUCUUUAAAAGCCUCCUUGCCUGUCUGUGUCUCUUAUUUCCCAAAUAAGUAACCUGACAAGAGAGACUCCCAUGAGCAACUCUGCAGGAGGCCCGAUAACGUCGACAUGAGUAGUACUUUAGGCAAAGAAAAAGAUUCGAAAGAGAAGGACCCCAAAGGUGGUCCAGCGGGGAAAGAAAGGGAAAAGGAAGCCAAGGCUCUGGCCAGCUUAGUCAAGGAUGGUGGCAAAGAAACGAAGACCAAAGGGAAAGAUGCCAAAGAUGGAAAGAAGGACACCAGCAGCUCAACACCAGGUGUUGCCUUCUCUGUUGACAACACGAUAAAGCGGCCAAACCCGGCACCAGGUACACGCAAGAAGUCCAGUAAUGCCGAGGUGAUCAAAGAACUUAACAAGUGCAGGGAGGAGAACUCAAUGAGACUGGACCUAUCUAAACGGUCCAUUCACAUGCUGCCCACCUCCAUUAAGGAGUUGACGCAGCUGGCUGAACUCUACUUAUACAGCAACAAGCUGCAGAGCCUGCCAGCUGAGGUGGGUUGCCUAUCAGGCCUGGUCACUUUGGCCUUGAGUGAGAACUCCCUGACCAGUUUGCCUGACUCCCUCGACUCCCUUAAGAAGCUUCGCAUGCUCGACCUCCGGCACAACAAGCUGAGAGAGAUACCCGCUGUCGUCUACCGGCUGACAUCUCUGACCACGCUGUACCUGCGCUUCAACCGUAUCACAACAGUAGAGAAGGACAUCCGAAACCUAUCCAAGCUCACUAUGCUCAGCAUCCGUGAGAACAAGAUUAAACAGCUGCCUGCAGAGAUAGGGGAGCUAUGCAACCUUAUUACUCUGGAUGUUGCCCAUAACCAGUUGGAACACCUACCAAAAGAGAUUGGGAAUUGCACACAAAUAACCAACCUCGACUUGCAGCACAAUGAGCUCUUGGACCUCCCAGAGACUAUAGGGAAUCUGGCCAGCAUAAAUCGUUUAGGUCUGAGAUAUAAUAGAUUGUCAGCCAUCCCCAGAUCUUUAGCCAGAUGUCGAGAACUGGAGGAGCUAAACCUGGAAAACAACAACAUUUCAGUGUUGCCAGAGGGCCUACUUUCAAGUUUGGUGAACCUGACAAGUCUAACACUGGCGAGGAACUGCUUCCAGUCGUAUCCUGUUGGUGGACCAUCCCAGUUCUCCACCAUCUACUCCCUCAACAUGGAGCACAACCGUAUCAACAAGAUCCCGUUUGGUAUCUUCUCCAGGGCCAGAGUGUUAAGCAAGCUUAACAUGAAGGACAACCAGUUAACGUCUCUGCCAUUGGACUUUGGCACAUGGACUAGCAUGGUCGAGCUUAACCUAGCCACUAAUCAGCUGACAAAGAUCCCAGAGGACGUCUGUGGUCUAGUCUCUCUGGAGGUGUUAAUAUUGUCCAAUAAUCUUCUCAAGAAGUUGCCACAUGGUAUUGGGAAUUUGAGAAGGCUACGAGAGCUCGACUUGGAGGAAAACAAGUUGGAAUCUCUACCUAAUGAAAUUGCUUAUCUUAAAGAUUUACAGAAAUUGGUGUUGACAAAUAAUCAGCUGACUACAUUACCCAGAGGCAUCGGCCACCUCACCAACUUGACUCAUCUGGGUUUGGGAGAGAACCUGCUGCAACACCUUCCUGAGGAGAUUGGUACACUGGAGAACCUGGAGGAGCUGUACCUCAACGACAACCCCAACCUGCACAGCCUUCCGUUCGAGCUGGCCCUCUGCAGCAAGCUGUCCAUCAUGAGCAUCGAAAACUGUCCCCUCAGCCACCUGCCACCCCAGAUUGUCGCGGGAGGCCCCUCCUUCAUCAUCCAGUUCCUCAAGAUGCAGGGACCAUACCGUGCCAUGGUCUGAGCCAAGAGCAGCUCAGUCCCAGUCCUACUUAACUCCAAAAACCUUCCACUUGCUCUGCACCCUCUCGCCUGCCGGCCCCCAUUACGUGUAUCAUACACUGUAAAGAAAACAGACUCACCACAAUCAGUGUCGGGGGGGGGGCAAAUGAAAGGAGGAGGAAGAAGAGGAAAACAUUUCUUGCAUUAUCCUCGGCCAGAAACAAGGUGAAUCUUUGGAGACUUGACUUCUGAGUUGCUCCACAGUCGAUCACGGUCGUUUUAGGACCCCAGCCACCCCCCACCACCGCACAUCUUUCAUUCCGAAUCAUACAAGAGGAAAAUAUUUCCAUCUCUUUGCCAAAACUGAAGAUAUAUAAAGUUAUAUAUAUUGAGUAACUGUGAGCUAAGUGGCAAGUCUUUUAACCAUAUAAACCAUGCUCCCAUUGCCAAUGUAUUUACAGUAAUUACAAGCAUCUAUUAUGUGAGCAAGGAUACAAUUGUAUGCAAAAACAAACAAAAAAGUCUUUUGAACUUCACAUUUACUGCUGCUGCCGUAAUUUUAACUGUCAUCUUGUUAUAUUUUCUUUUGAUAUUCCCUUUUUUAUCAUCUUCCUCAAGAUAACUUAUGUUAAUUGCUUCUUGACCAUAGAGAACAAAGGUCUAAUGAUGGUGUGUUUAUAAUUUUGUAUUUUUUAUUUUUACCUUUAAUGUUUUUUUUUUGUUUUUUUUUAAACUGUGCCUAUGUUUAGAGUGAUCCAGUGGUUCAUUUCUAAACACAAUUGUCCAUGAGAAUACAAAGAUAUAAAUUAUUUCAAUAAUUCUUUUUUUUUUUUUUUUUGGUUAUACUGCUGUUUUUACUUUUUUGUGUUUCUUUUUGCUGUUGCAUUAAUCUGUAAAAGCAGGCGAUAUCAGUUGUAAAAUAGGGUGAUUGGAGAUCUUUUUAACAAAUAGCAGCAGCAGUUGUUCAACAUUAAGCUAGUAAUGUAUACAUAUGAGAAAUGCCAAUCAUACAUGCUUGGAGAAAAAAAAGCAAGUUGGACUCACAGGUGGUGCUGUGACGCCCAUCUAUAUUGCUUUUGUGUGACAAAAAGGUAUUGAAAAAAGUCAAACAUGCAUAGGUAAUGGGAUAUAUGAUAGGAGAUGUUUUUAUAUAUGUAUACAAAUUCUGGUUGUUGCCUUGAGUGCAAUUUUUAGUUAUGUUUACUUGUUUGAUAUUAUCUUCAGUGUUGGGCUGCAUAGCUGUCAUCCAGUUGAUCAUUGACCAACAUAUCAAGCGUUUUUAAAAAGACGUUAUCUGGGUCUCUGGAGCAAGUGGUGAGUGUAUCAGAACUUCAAACAAGGUUUGAUAAUAAAACAUUGACAGGUAAAUUCUUCUUGACACUUCUUUUUUUGUUAAUAACCUUAAUUUUUCUGCAGUUGUUUUGUUUGUUUUUUUAACAGGGCCUCCCAAGAAUCUUGACUACAUGAUGAAAGUUCCCUUGAUUUAGAUUUUUUUUUUUUUUUUUAAAUAUAUCCUCUUGUCCCACACUGUCCUAGCGAUGCUGCUGCUCUUAUGCACUUUUUAAAAAAAAAAAGACAUUGGCACCCUCUUUAUUAAGACAAAAACACAGUCGCCUCUCAUUGGUUAUUUUGAAUGGGGGCAAUUUUGUUUCAUAAAUAAGUAUUUUAUCAGUUGAAGGGUUUAUCAUGUAAAUUUGUAACAAUUAAAUAUAACUGUUGAGUUUUACGGGCUCAGAAUAUACUAGUAAUUUUCUCUGGGGGAAGUUUUAUCCUGUCAAACUGUAAAAGGGUCUGUGUGGCUAUGAUAUGGUUUAAAAUUCCCAUAUCCUGCUUUCUCCAUCGCAAAUGAAAUGGCUCAUUGCAGAUCAGCAUUGUUUAUUUUAAAUCAAUUUAAAUUGAGUGUUUUCUUUUUCCUAAAUGAUGAAAUAUUGUAUUCAGUUAGUAUUAUUUCAAGUGACUGUACAUUAAAAGUCCCAACAAAAGGUAAUCAAACCAAACAUUUUUUUCAUUUUGAAAAACGCCAACUCUAUAUUCAAUCAUGAUUCUGUUUUGUAUUGAAAUGUGUGGGUCUACUAUUUCUUUGCAGCAGCUUGGUGUGUUUUUUGUGUGGGCUGUGGUCUGGUCUCCUCCACAGGAGGCCCUGAGUGAUGAGCGCGCCACAGCUCACCUCUGCUGUGGGGUCGGGGGUACUGGGGGUGGGGGAAACAAUGUACCGCUGCUUCUAAUUUACCAGCAGAACCUGUUGCUGCUUUUUUGUGGACUGAAACAUAUGCUGUACAAGACAGGGUGGGGUGGGGAAGCAGGGAGCCUGGGGGAGAGCAGGAGGUGGGAAACGAUCCACUCCCAACACUGAAACAGACUUCACUCGGAAAAAAAGAAAAAAAAACCUGAUGAGGGACAAAUCCACUGACCUUAUCGAUUUGGCCCGGUGGUUUUCUCACAGAUCAAAUCGUUUGGACACAACGAUGAGACAACACAACAAGGUGCAUAUUUGAGCUUAACGCAGUUACAGUACAAGACUGUCGGAAAAAGACAAAAAAAAUUGUAAAAAGGGCUUUCUGUGUUCAUGCUCAACAACACACCGGAGGCAUUGCAUUCCUGGGUUUUAUAUAAAAGCUUUGGAAGUUUUUUUUGUGUAUUUUAUUUACUUUUAGCUGUAAACAAUUGUGUGAAAUAUGCCUUCAAUGAGUACUCAAAGGUGAGAUGUGCAUUAGGUAUGCAGCAUGAGUGCUGUGACCCAUUUUUACAUUCAGUCUCUUCUGUUUUUACGUUUUUCAUGUGCCAUUCUGCAAGGUUGAAAAUGUCAGUGUAUGAAGCUGCAGAGGAUGAUGAUGAUGAUGAUGGUGGUGGUGGUGAUGGUGGUGUGGGUGUGUGCAGAAACUGAACUGGGCUAACUGACCAGAGAGCAUUUAUCAGAUCCUGGAAUGUAGUUUUAAUGUGCUGUGGAAGAGAUGGAGAUCACCGACUCACCCGUUCAGUUGAAGGUGUGACCUGCGAUGACGACGUAUUGCAUACUGGUGCAUCCAGAAAUAAUGGGAGUAUAAUUGGUGUUUAUUUUUCUAUUGUCUGUGAUUUUAGGCCAUGGAGAGCAUCGCAGAAGUCAAAGUCAUUUCGCACCUUUUCCUACCUAUUUUAUUUCCCCCUCUGGAUCAUACAACGUGUCUUUUUCUUGCCUGGUUAUUUUGUACAGGAAACAAGCAUGUUAAACACAUAUUUGACAUGAUUUGUCUGGGUCAGAAUCGGGCGUUUUUGCAUAGAGGACUUCGAUUUAGUGGCUAUUUGGUGUAUCUGCAAAUGCUCCCUUUUUGUAUAUUGCAAAGGGUAUCGAAGCAUUGUGUGGCAAUGCUUAUCCUACUUAAUCUACAUUGACAAGCAGCCUUAAUGGUCUUUUUUUAUGUGUUUGUUUGGCUAUUCCUUGUGUCUAUGGCCACUGACUGUACUUGAUGACAAGCAACUGGUCAUUACAAUGUAAAUUUGGGUCUAGUUUCUUUCUGUCUUAUUUUUUCCUUUUACUCUGUACAGUAAUCUGACAUUACGGUAGACUCAGUAUUACAAAAUCUGUAAUGUGAUGAGAGUUUUACAAAAAGACUAAAGAGUGCAAUGGAAGAUAAUGCCAUUAUGCUACCCAAGUGGAUGUGCAUUAGCUUGCGUCUCACUUGUCUUUGGCAUUAAAGGGGAAUUCCACCAAA
This is a messenger RNA of Lates calcarifer (barramundi perch), 6232 nucleotides long. RefSeq names its product SHOC2 leucine rich repeat scaffold protein (gene shoc2). Gene Ontology annotation, molecular function: protein binding. The record is from RefSeq and is a predicted model, not a curated record. NCBI's taxonomy places the organism in Eukaryota, Metazoa, Chordata, Actinopteri, Centropomidae. The transcript has 9 exons. The coding region runs from base 817 to 2565 and encodes 582 amino acids.